Molecule: messenger RNA, 5362 nt
Organism: Portunus trituberculatus (swimming crab)
Lineage: Eukaryota; Metazoa; Arthropoda; Malacostraca; Decapoda; Portunidae
Product: hexosaminidase D-like
Exons: 5
Coding region: 924-3170 (748 amino acids)
Biological process (GO): carbohydrate metabolic process
Molecular function (GO): hexosaminidase activity
Source: RefSeq, a predicted model, not a curated record
GGCUUCGGGGCUGCGCAUGGCAGUAGGGAACGAGAAAAAGAUAGAGAGCCGAGCCGCCAAGGAUCAGUGCGCAUGUGAAGUCCCGUGUUUCCCGCGCUACAUUCCGCUCCUCAUCCACUACUGGGUCGGCGGAGUGACCCUCUUCUGUGAUACCAGAGUGUGACAUGAAGGAUCCUUAUAUUGUAGUUCACAGGCUAGUGUGAGGAAAAGAGGAGGAGCAAGAGUCUGUUGAUGCCUUGCCUCCUACUUCACUCGCCUCUCCUCUGAACUUAUUGAUCUUUAACCUGAUUCCGCUGAUUCCUUUCUCCCCUCCUCUCCCUCUCCCCUCUCCUGCACUGAAGCCGGGUGUCGGUCGAAGUGUACAUCUUCCCGCUGUACACCUUACGGCGCCGUUUAAGGUAAUGCUGAUGGCAGCGAGCACAAGAAAGUAAUAUACAUCAAGAAAAUGAGUGUCUCGAUCAAGACAAACUAUGUGCCUGUCAUUGCAUACUAUCAAGUAUAAACUGUAUCUGCGUCAGAACAAUUAAGUGUUCGUUUUCCUUCAUUACAAGUUAAAAUUGUGCUGACAUUACGAAGUUGAACAACCCUCGUUAAAUAAUCAACACUUGGUCAAACACUACUCAACUUGAAAUCGAAGGUAAAUGUUUAAUGUAGAUAUAUAAGAUUGACAAGACCGAGGACUUUUUUGUGGAAGAUCCUAGACUGAGAUAAAAAACACGUGUUUUGAAGAGAAUGUCCACUGGCGUCCCCGGGCCCCGCCCACCCAGACUUCCUCCACCCCCGUCCAGCUGUGAAGCCCAGUGGCGUGGCCCGCCCACUCCGCCUCCUUGCGCCAUGUGAGAGGAAACGAGAGAAAGCUUCAGCAACAGUGACAGGAGCCACCUAUUAACAGUGCGACCCUUAUCCUGGGUGUGUAGGACAGCAUGCAUGCCUCCAGGGGUGCGAUGCCGAGUCGCCGGCCGAUAGCAUUGUGGAGGACUAGAGAUUUCCACCGGCGUGUAGAGUCUGCUGGUGAACAAAGACUACAUCGUGUGGACAGCGUGAUGGAGGUAUUGCGGGCAUGGUUUGGACGUGCAGGAGUAGGUGCCUGGCGUGCCCGACGUCAAGUGGUUUGGGGAACAUGCAUAUUAGUAAUGGUAGGCGUGAUCUACCUACAGUAUGCCCCAUCCGGCCUUUUAGACCAUCCAUCUGCACCUCGCCAUCGAGCCCUCAACACUUUAUAUUCACCACAUGAACAUGAGAUGGGUCAGCAGCCUUCAGAGCGCACCCAAGUACAGCGUGUCAAAUUUGUCACAGGUGGAGAAGGCUCCCAGAAUGGACCAGAGAGUAAUGGUGACACACAUGUACAUGAUGAUGUUGACAAUAACAACAUGAACAGCAUCAAUGAGGAAGCUGUGCCAUCUGACCCUGCCAACCAACAGCACCACCUUGCUGUAGAGGGUUUGCAACGGCGAGUCGCUGAACAUCGAGUUCAGGAAGAACAGGUGGCUGCUGCUGGUGGGAAUGCUGGUGAAGCUGGUGCUGUGAUGCUGCCCCAGCAAGACUUGGCACCAGCAGGUGUGUGGGGUGGAGGCCAGUAUCGCUAUAAUCCUUAUGGUGAACCUGUAUAUGGACGAACAGACAGACCCAACUACAUCCCUCCCCAUCGUGUUGUGCACUUUGACCUGAAGGGUGCACCACCUAAAAUGUCAGCUUUUCUUCAGCUUAUUCCAUGGCUUGCACGCCAGGGUGCCACAGCUGUAAUGCUGGAAUAUGAAGACAUGUUCCCAUGGCGUGGCCGGCUGGCCCAGGUGGCAACCAAAAACCACUAUUCCAGGAAACAGAUAUCAGGUCUUGUGGCUGCUUGCCGCAGCCAUGGAUUGGAGGUCAUUCCACUAGUACAGACCUUUGGCCAUCUUGAGUUUGCUUUAAAGCAUGAACGGUUUGCCCAUUUGCGUGAGGUGCCAGAGAUUCCUCAGGCAUUGUGUCCAUCACUCAAUGAGUCCCUUUGGCUGGUACGGGCCUUGGUGGACCAAACCAUGGCACUCCAUCCUGGGGCUCGCUUCCUUCACAUCGGCUGUGAUGAAGUGUUCCAGCUUGGAGAGUGUGAGCGUUGCCGUUUAGUGAUGCGUGAAACACUAUUUCUACAGCAUGUGAAAGCUGUGGCACGUUAUGUCCGCCAGAAAUAUGCCGCUGUGCCACUCAUAUGGGAUGACAUGUUGCGUCAUGUCUCAGAGUCUGCAAUGCAAGAGGCUCAGUUAGGGCAGUUGGUAGAGCCUAUGGUUUGGGUGUAUGCCGAAGAUGUGUAUAGAUUUGUGCAGCCUUCAGUGUGGAGCAAAUUUGGGCAAGUGUUCUCCAGGGUGUGGGCAGCAUCUGCUUUCAAAGGCGCCUUUGGGGAACAGUUGACAGUGCCUAAUGUACGACGGCACUUGGAUAACAAUCUGAACUGGCUGGAUGUGAUGUCAGCUGAGACAGCCAAGUUCACAGGUGGAUUUCGAGGUCUGGUGUUGACAGGCUGGCAACGGUAUGAUCACUUUGCAGUAUUGUGUGAAUUGUUGCCUGCAGCCAUGCCCUCACUUUCUGUAAAUCUGUUGGCUGUCUCGCAUGGUUAUUUUAAUGCUAGUGUGCAAGGUCAGUUGUAUCAGGCACUGAAUUGCAUGCAGACACCCAAAUAUCAAACAUGGCUCAAUCUGGAUGCUGACCCUUUUCUGUGGGACAAAUUUUCAUGGUGCUUCUUCCCUGGAGCACCAGUGUUCAAAAUGACAGCACGUUUGGAUGCCACACGACGUGAUGUAGAUACCUAUCUGGAACGUGUGACCCGCAGCCGAGCCUGGAUCACUGAUUACAACCGUCGGCACAACUAUUCUUCUCCAAUGCGAGUGGAUGAGGACUUAGAGGAACUGCCAGCACGUUUGCACUCUGUCACAUUGCUCCUUAAAACUGCUCGUGAGGCACUAGCAGAGUGGUUUGAUGACUGGACAGUUGGUGAAUGGCUUGAACAACAUAUCUGGCCACUACUCAAUCGCCUCCAAACAUUACAGCGUGAAGCUGAGAGCAUGAAGGCUGUCAAGUACUGGCCAGCAAGACCUCUCCCACUCCUGUCUGAGCUAGCUGCUUUUGGAGUUUCAGAACCCAGUACUGUUGAUGGUCAAGGACAGCAGGAAGGAGAUGGUAGCAGUGGAAGAACAUAAAAAGCAUGAGUGCUGGAUGCUGUGGUCCAGCAUCACUGACCCACACUGCCCGGCCCAGCUGUGUUCUGCUGUGCUGAGCAAUAGCGGGGGGGGACUGAUUCUGGGGAGGCUAUUUUAUCCUUCAUAAUGGAGGACCUCAACUCCCCCCUUACCCAGUCUCACAUUCACACCAGUAUUUAUUGGGAAGAGAGAGAGAGAGAUUCUUCAAAUAAUGUAGCUUAUCACCUUUCCGCAUGUUUGUAAAUAAAUUAAUGUUUUAAUGUACACUCUAUUUUACAACUGUCUUUCACAGGUAUAGGAACACCAUUAUAUUUGUUAUACAUACACAUCCACACCUGGUAGUAUAGAUGUGUACAGGAGGAAGCAACUGUUAAUGUGGGUAUGCAUGUCGCUAUGUAUUUUUUACAUGUUAAAGUGUUAUGAAAUGCACAGGACAAACCAGUCAGUGAGAUGAUAUUUUGUUUAUAGUUGUGGUGUGUGUAUGUGUUUGAGGCAUCAGUGUACAGUUAUGGUGAUGCAAAUUUUGCCCUGAAACAGCAUUAUAUAUAUAUAUAUAUAUAUAUAUAUAUAUAUAUAUAUAUAUAUAUAUAUAUAUAUAUAUAUAUAUAUAUAUAUAUAUAUAUAUAUAUAUAUAUAUAUAUACACACACACACACACACACACACACACACACACACACACACACACACACACACACACACACACACACACACACAGUCAAACUCUCGAUUAACGCGAGAAUUACGUUCCUGGAAAUGUGUUAUUCAAAUGUGAUUUUCCCAUAGGAAACAAUGGUAAUGGGAGGGGGUUACGUUCCUGGCCAUUGGGAAAGUCUACCUAUUUUGGGGAUUUUGUUACUCAAAUCUUUAAAAAGAAAAAAAAAGAAAAAAAAAAUGAAUACAUCAAUAGGUCAUGGAAACAAUAAAAACACAUUCUCAUUUGUGCAUCUUUCUUCUCCGGUAAAUUAGAAAAUUAUUAUUUCAGUGUAAUUUGUCGUAUGAUUUUUAUAAGCCAGGAACAUUAUCCCUUAUUCAAACAUUUAUUAUUAGUGCAUUUAAUGAAAUAAACCAUGAGUAUAAUUGGGUGGUGGUUGGUAGCAGUGUUUACUAUCUACUCAGCUAAUUUAGCCACACAGUCCAGACCAUGCUGUCUCACUGUUCUGCCACAGGCAACAUGGAAAAUUCUACAAAGAGAACCAGCCUUAUUACUGCUGAAGAGCAUAAUAUAUUAACAGACUUAGUGAGCCAGGAAAAGGUGCUUCUAAAUAAAAGCACAGAUGGCCAUAAAAUGUAGCCUUAACAUGGGAGAGAAUCGCCACCUCCUUCAACUGUGAAAACUAUGGGAAGUGGACAGUCCACCAGCUAUCUACAUAAAUUGGUACUUAUCAGGCAAUAAAGACAUAUAACUGAUCAUAAGCUAAGUAUGAUUCUGAUAGAAAACUUGGGAGAUGGAGAUGCGGUGAUGCAAGCUAUACACACACACACACACACACACACACACACACACACACACACAGGUAUUUCUCAAUUUAUGGUGUUCAGAUUACAGUAAAGACUCAAUAUUUGAACAUCUUGGAAGUCAAACUUUUGAUGCUCAAAUGCAAAAGUUCGACUUGGUACUUGAAAAUAUAUCUGAUAAUAUCCACACGCAGUUAUAAACAAAGGCUCCUGGGGUGGAAUCCAUGGAACUUGUCAGUAGCAUGUCGGUAAUAACAAAGCCUUAGCGAAUGAACAGCUCUGAUAGUAAACAGUGGUUGGCAAGUGGCUAUGAUUUAUGGUUGAAUGUUAAUUCAAUAACAGUAGUUACUAGAAUAGCAGGAAGUUCAUAAAUAUUGUUGUGAUUGUGGCAGCUGGCUGCUGGACAUUUGUCUUGCCCAUUGGUGGGCUGGUGGCACGGGCAAAUUUGCUCUGUCAUCUUGAUAUUUAUUUGCACUAUUCCAUGCAAGUUUUCAUUAUGUGCAUAACAAAAUCAUGUUUCUUGUGUGGCAAAGCUUGGAUGAGGCUAAAAAAAAAAAGUAAUUUUGCGUACAUCAGUAUUUACAUACCACACCUCAGAAGGUGUAGUUAUUAGUGACGUACGUAAUAAAGAAAUAAUGAUUUCUUACCGACAUUCCAUGCAUUCAUGGAUACCAUUUUCAGUUAGGGGUACGCUUUCACAUCAGUAAUGUGUCAUUAAAGAACAUGAGAACAUAA